AUAAAAAUGUACAACUUGGCAGCGGUUUUAUUUUUUGAUGUCGGUCAAAAUAAAAGUUUCCAAUAAUUUGGGCGACAAGAGAAUAAUACGUUCAGGUGGACUUUUUUUUAUCGGUAAAUGAAAUAUUAUUUUUUCUACAACCAUUGAUGGGUAAGCCUAGUCCGCGCAUUCUUUUAAAGCCUCGCGAAUUAAAUAUUAAAUUAAAAAUUAAAUUUGUAGUUUUUAAUUUUAAAGUCGGUAGUAAUCAAUUUUUUAAAUUUCCCAGCGAUGGGAAGCGCAUUUCGCAUAAUUUUUGAACGUUAAAUUAAUAUUUCUAUUUGCUAACUUUAAAUUAAUUUUUUUUUUGUUCAAUUUUUCAAUUUAUUUUUUUUAAUUUUUCAAUUUUUCAAUUUAAAAAUUCGAGAAUCUAAGGGCUGAGCGACUUAAUACGCUCAGGUGGACCUAGUGAUGGAAAGCGUAUUUCGCGUAAAUUUUUCCACACCGCGAAUUUUAAAAGUAAAUUAAAUUAAAUUUUUCGGUUAAUUUUUUAGUACCUAUUUUUAGUACCUUUUUUAGUACGCAAAAAAUUUGUAAGGGUUGGUCGUCGUGGGAAUAAUACACUCAGGUGGACCCAGCUGUGUGUAUACCCAGCAAUGGGAAGUGUAUUUCGCGUAAUUUUUCAAAAACCGCGAGUUUUUAAUUUAAAUUAAAUUAUUACUUCUUUUCCGGUAAUUUCGUGUGUCGUGUAUUGUGAGUGCUUUUCGUGAAUCAUCUUCUCCAGGAUGGAGAUCUGAGCAUCCAGAUUCAACAAAUGAUCUGAUGUAAUUUUGACUGGGAUGAGAGAGCAGUGACACCCUGGAAAAGAACGGUAAUCAUUUUGACAAGGGAAAGCAGCGACAGAGGACAUUAAGAAGACAACCUUAUAAAUUUAAUCCAAAAAUGCCACGACGCGGGUUAAUGAGCAGAAGGUCAACUUCAAAACAUCGAGCCACUGAAGAAUUUCAGCUACCUAAGGACUAUUCAAAGCCGCCAUCUAUACUUGAUUUCCCAAUCCAUGACCAAGGGAAAGAAAAAUCCCUUGGUGCAAUAUCUCGUCGUUCUAAUAAUGACCAGGGACAAGGAAGUAUAAUCAAUGUGAAUGGAAGUGCCUCAAUCGAUCCAAUGUUGUUACCUAAAGGGAAAAUUGCGGAAGAGAACCCUCGACGUAAGAAGAACGAAAGCUGGGGAGAAUACGGUAGCAGGUUAGCAGUGGAGGAAUUGGACAGGUUCAUGAAAAAUAUUGAGCCAAAAACGUCAGUAAAAAUAGAAGAAUUGAAGGAGCUACAAAUGGAGGAGAUAGAGAGAAGAAAACAUGUACUGAAGAAGGAAGAUGUGGUCCAUCCCAAUGAUGAAGAUGAUGUUACGAUGUCUCGCUGUUCAACUCCUCCUGGCCCACCAAUUAACGUAAAUCCGAAGAAUAUUGAAACUGAUCAAAUUGUGAUCAGAGAAGCACUGCCACGAAAAACUACCGGUGUGAUGUUCAACGACUUGGUCUCCAUCCCGACAGACCCGACAAUAGACCCGCCACCAAGAUGUUGCCAGAAUUGUUGGAGAAAAGGCCACAAGAAAUCACAAUGUACCAAGAAAGUAACUGAGGCUCAUUGUGAUAAUUGUGGGCGGAAAUAUGUGACAGUAGCUAAUUGUCCACGUUGUGCUCCGGGAUAUAGGAAGUAUUUGAUGAGAGGAAAAAGGAACUACAGAUCUGACGAAGCUUGUGCUGUUCUUGAAGAGGACUAUGGGAAUAAGAGGAUGAAUCAAAGAAGAGAUGGAAAUUUACUGUUACCCCCUAUGUGGACCAAAGAAGUUAAUCUAGGAUCAAACCUAGAUGGACGUGGGAAUAGUGAACGAGCUUGGAACAUCCCAAGAAGUCCAUCUCCACCAUCAUCAAAUAGCUCCUUGAUUGAAUCAUCACAAAUUCAUAAAAUUUCUAAAAAGGUGCUGAAGGAGUGGGAAAUAAGGUCAGAAGUCAUCAAGAAUGAAAUGGACGAGUCUGUAUUGUCUGACGAACAAAAAAAUGAUCCACCACCUUCCUAUAAUGAAGUGGAACCUACGAUAGAACGACCUUUGGACCUGAUUGCAGCCAUCCGAGAGAUUACCAUGGUAAUGGAAGGACUCCCAGCAGAGACGAUCAACAUGGCAGUACAGCAGUUGAUCCUCGAGCGUAAGAAGAGUAUGGACAAUAAUUAAAGUGUUAUAAAGACCCUUUUUAUAUUUUUUUUGUGUGUUUAGUUCACAAGGAAACUAAGUUUUGUUGAAAAGGAUAUUAUAUUUUUUUUUAUUAAUCUACGAUUUUAUAAUUUUGAUAUAUUUUUGUUUCUAUCUGAGAAAAAUAAUAUUUUUUUUUGUUAGUGUGAAGAGAGAAAGUUAUAAGUUCUGUUAAGAAGAAAAUUAUUUUAUGUCUAUCUACGAUUUAAUAAUUUUGAUAUAUUGCUGUUUGCAUUUUGUGAAGAAUGAUAUUUUUUUUGAGUGAAAUUAUUCUGUUAUUAUAAUUUUAGUUUUUUUUUUGUUUGAAACUACGAAGGGUAGUUCCAGUCUUAUCAGGGGGAUAUUGUGACGGAGCAAUUUUUGUCAAAUUUAGAGUCAUCAAAUGUACUUGUAUUUUUAUUUUAUAUUGUCCCUUGAUAAUUGACCAUUUAAAUUCGCGCGCUAAUUUGGUGAUUUAGGGCGUAAAGGAGCAAUGAAAACUCCCUUUUUUUUGACUACGGGAAUUGCGCGAAAAAGAGCGUCUGUUGUAGCAGACGAUAAUGAGACGAGUACAAGAAGAGUAAGAGAGUGACGGUAGAAGUUAGAAUAUAGGAGAGAUUUGUGAUCAUUCUGUGAUUAUGGAAAUAAGUGUAAAGAAGAUACGAAUUUGAUAAGAGUAUUAAUAAAAAGUUAUGAAAGUACUAAAUUGGUGACUAUUCAUUUAAGGAUUCAUCUCUUAUGACGGAUUAAAUGAUCUUCUCAUUGGAUGAGGAAAAGUAAGUGUUGUAUUGAUAUAAGAGUCGUGUUUCAGAGAAUUAAUUAUUUCCCUUUUAAUUCUAUAUUUCCUGACGGAAUCUCCUUUGGGAUAAAUUGUUGAUAAUAUUGUAUUGUUGUUGUUUAAAUUUUGAAUAUUAACUUUUGUCAAUUUUAUAAAAAAAAAAAUUGACUGGCGUCUGACUAUCACGU
Molecule: messenger RNA, 3168 nt
Organism: Leptopilina heterotoma
Lineage: Eukaryota; Metazoa; Arthropoda; Insecta; Hymenoptera; Figitidae
Exons: 2
Coding region: 919-2205 (428 amino acids)
Source: RefSeq, a predicted model, not a curated record